Malus domestica (apple) is the source of this 2235-nucleotide messenger RNA. Its product is annotated as mitogen-activated protein kinase 12-like. Gene Ontology annotation, cellular component: nucleus; cytoplasm. The record is from RefSeq and is a predicted model, not a curated record. Lineage: Eukaryota; Viridiplantae; Streptophyta; Magnoliopsida; Rosales; Rosaceae. Gene Ontology annotation, biological process: intracellular signal transduction; protein phosphorylation. Gene Ontology annotation, molecular function: MAP kinase activity; ATP binding.
UGAGUCGGUCGCCAUAACUUGUCUUUUGCUCAACUGAUUUUUUGUGAUCAAUUUUAAUAUUUUUCGGCUUCCAUUCUUUCUUUCCCUCAUGACUCUCUCUCUCUCUCUAUUUCUUUUUCUUUACUUUUAAUUUUUUUGACUUUUCUUCCGUUAAUUUUUACUGUUGUUGGUGAUCGCUCAUAAGAACAUUUCUGUUGACAAGUUCAAAUCUGCACUGCUGUAUCCUGCACACAGAUAUACAUACAUACAUACAUACAUACAUACAUACGUACAUACAUACAUCUGAUGGGUUCAUAUCCUUGAUCAUUUCAUACCUGUCAUAUCCUUUUCUGGGUUUUUUUUUUUGGUUCCCGGAGAGGAUCAGGAAAUCUUAUCUUCUGGGUGGUUUAAUUGUUGUCUGAUACUGAUAUACAUCGAGAAGAUGCUGGACAAGGAAUUUUUCACAGAAUAUGGUGAGGCGAGCCAGUACGAAAUCCAGGAAGUGAUUGGGAAAGGUAGCUAUGGAGUUGUUGCAUCUGCAGUUGACACUCACACGGGUGAGAAAGUGGCCAUUAAGAAGAUCAACGACGUCUUCGAGCAUGUCUCCGAUGCUACGAGGAUUUUGCGCGAAAUUAAGCUCCUUCGGCUGCUGCAUCACCCUGAUAUUGUCGAAAUCAGGCAUAUAAUGCUACCCCCUUGCCGGCGAGAAUUUAAAGACAUAUACGUUGUGUUUGAGUUGAUGGAAUCUGACCUUCACCAAGUUAUUAAGGCGAAUGAUGAUCUCACUCCCGAGCAUUAUCAGUUCUUCUUGUACCAGCUUCUUCGCGCCCUCAAGUAUAUACAUACAGCAAAUGUCUUCCAUCGAGAUUUGAAGCCGAAAAAUAUACUUGCUAAUGCAGACUGCAAACUGAAAAUUUGUGACUUUGGGCUCGCUCGUGCUGCGUGUAAUGACGCUCCAUCAACCAUUUUUUGGACUGAUUAUGUGGCAACUCGAUGGUACCGUGCUCCUGAACUCUGUGGUUCCUUUUUCUCCAAGUACACCCCUGCUAUUGAUAUAUGGAGCAUAGGGUGCAUAUUUGCAGAAAUGCUAACAGGAAAACCGUUGUUUCCCGGGAAAAAUGUUGUGCAUCAAUUGGAUCUCAUUACCGACUUACUUGGCACUCCUCCCACUGAAUCUAUUGCAAGGAUUCGGAACGAAAAGGCCAGAAGAUAUUUAAGUAGCAUGAGGAGAAAGAAACCAGUUCCUCUCUCGCAAAAAAUCCCAAAUGCGGACCCAUUGGCUCUUCGUUUGCUUGAGCGUUUGCUUGCUUUUGAUGCUAGAGAUCGUCCUUCUGCUGAAGAGGCCUUAGCAGACCCAUAUUUUGUUGGAUUGGCAAAUUUGGACCAGGAACCGUCCAGACAGCCCAUUUCAAAGCUCGAGUUUGAGUUCGAGAGGAGUAGAUUGACAAAAGAUGAUGUGAGAGAGCUAAUUUAUAGAGAGAUUUUGGAGUAUCAUCCGAAGAUGCUGCAGGAUUACCUUCAAGGUUCAGAUAAUAUUGGCUUCAUGUAUCCAAGUGGAGUUGAUCGAUUUAGACGACAGUUUGAGCAUCUUGAGGCACACUACGGCAAAGGUGAAAGAAGCACUGCGCUUCAAAGGAAGCAUGCCUCGUUACCUAGGGAACGAGUGUGUAUGUCGCAGGAUGAGGCUGCGGAGCAAAAUGGUAACGUUAAAAAGAGUACAACGGCUUCAGUGGGUCGUGCAGCUGUUCAUAGCCCUCAAAGGUCUCAGGAGGUAAAAGUACCAGAACCAACAUAUCAAAAUGGAUCAACUAUACCGAAUGGCGUUAAUAAUCCAAACCAUAGUCCCCACAGCCUGUGGAGGAGCGAUAGCAUUAGCGCUUCGAAGUGUGUGGUUAUGAAAAGCCAGUACUGCGAGGAAGAUCGAAUUGCAGGGCGAAACGAAGAGAUGGUCAACGUGCUGUCGUAGAGGAUUGCAGCAGCAGCAGCAUACCGCACUACAACUGGUAGUGUUAUAUCUGAUAAGAUUGAGCCUGCACUACCAAGUGGGGAUGGAUUUAUUUUGUUUGCCAUAUUUUCCCGAUAAUUUACGGUCGUUUUACCGCGGACUUGCAUUUUAUUUUCAUUUUCUUCUGUUUUCUUAGGGCCAGAAGGCAAAUGCCACUCAUUUGGCAGUUAUACUAUAUGUCAAACCUAUAUGAUGAUUUGUUCUUAAACCUAUGUGCCGGAAGAAUGCUAGUAAAGUUCACAAUUGCGGUA